AUGUCUGAUAACGCUAUCCAUUCUGACGACGAGAGCGAGCUCUUCAACGGGUUUGGCUCUGCGCCCAUUUCUCGAACGGCUUCGCAGCGAAGAACCACCAAGAGAUGGUCAUUCCACAACAACGACAAACCCAACUUGGUCGACAUGGACUCCGACAUCGCCCAGCUUCACCGUCGACUCAGCGACAUCACUGGCGAAGAUGGUGUCCACAAAGAUGCGCUGUCUUCAGUUAUCGGUGGAGGCCAGUUGUACUCCACGGAGUCUGGCCGGUUGUUCCAUGCCGGCAAGAUCUGUAUCGCUUUGGCAGGUUUGCCCGGCCGAGGCAAAACCCACUUGUCGGUAUCGUUGACAAGAUACUUAAGAUGGCUUGGAGUCAAGACUCAUUCGUUCCACUUGGGAAAUUACCGUAGAGCCAGUGCCGAGGAUGAUGUGACGCAUGAUCUUUUUGUUCCGUCACCAAACAGCAAGCGUGCGAAUGAAAUCCGAAACAAGAUUGUAGACGAGUGCCUCAACGACAUGUUGAACUUCUUCAAAAACGACAAGGGUCAAGUGGCCAUAUACGAUGCUGUCAACGCCUUGCCGGAGUACAGACUUGCGUUGCAGAAGAAAUUCACUGAUAUGAACAUCCAGGUGUUGUUCAUCGAGAGCUUGGUCACAGACGAUGCCAUCAUCAUGAAGAACAUGGAGGAGGCAGCACGUUCAUCACCUGACUAUGUCAACUGGGACUAUGACAAGGCCUAUAAGGACUACAGUGGGCGGAUCAACGCUUUGGCGCCCUAUUACCAGAAUAUGGGCGAGAAGGAUGCGACAUUGUCUUAUAUCAAGUUCAUCAACUUUGGUGAGCGAAUCGAGUUGCACAACUCGAAUUACGGCUACUUGAUCAAUAAGGUUGUGUUCUACUUAAUGAACUCACGAAUCAAGCUGGGGUCGGUUUUCUUUGCUCGGUGCUACAAGAACCUGUUGGAUUACACUAAGGAUCCUCCAUUGGACGAUGCAGGAAAGAAGUACGCCUUCAACUUGACCAAGUCGUUGAUCGAACACGUCAAGAAGAACGGCAGAUCAUACUUUCAAGACGAGGAAGACAAGGAAAACCCAGAUCUAGCUCGUUUGAGACCAGCAGUUUUGAAACGGCAACUCUCCGUAGACGAAAGACAGCCUGCAGCUGGUGUAGACGGAAUCGACCAGGACUCGCUUGUAGUAUGGACUUCUGUGAAACAAAGAACUAUUGAAACAACACAGUACUUCGCUGACAGAAAUGUGAAAAUCAGACACAGAAUCCAAUUGUCUCAAAAAAAUCCUGGUGUAGUAGCAAAUAUGACCGAGGACGAAGUCCUGGCUAAGUAUCCUGAUGAAUACGAACAGUAUAUCAAGGAUCCUUAUCACUACCGAUUCUCGCGUGCUGAGUCCUACCACGACUUGGCCAUCAAGAUUGAGCCGUUGAUCUUGGAAAUGGAACGCAUGAGCGGCGAUAUCUUGAUCAUCGCUGACGACACAAUUCUCAAGGUCUUCUACGGUUACUUGAUGUCUUGCAUCUGCUACGAUAUACCUUACUUGAACUUCCCUACAGACGAUAUCAUUGAGAUCAAAUUCAAUGCUUACUCCAACACCGCUGAAAGGAUCCCCAUCAAGGACUACACUGCAUGA
Messenger RNA from Scheffersomyces stipitis CBS 6054, 1644 nucleotides. It is a transcript of the gene FRK26.2, whose product is annotated as bifunctional fructose-2,6-bisphosphate 2-phosphatase/6-phosphofructo-2-kinase. The transcript has a single exon. Gene Ontology annotation, biological process: fructose metabolic process; fructose 2,6-bisphosphate metabolic process. Gene Ontology annotation, molecular function: 6-phosphofructo-2-kinase activity; ATP binding; fructose-2,6-bisphosphate 2-phosphatase activity. Gene Ontology annotation, cellular component: cytosol. The record is from RefSeq and is a predicted model, not a curated record. Lineage: Eukaryota; Fungi; Ascomycota; Pichiomycetes; Serinales; Debaryomycetaceae. The coding region runs from base 1 to 1644 and encodes 547 amino acids.